Brienomyrus brachyistius is the source of this 3578-nucleotide messenger RNA. RefSeq names its product divergent protein kinase domain 1B-like. Bases 530 to 1825 code for a protein of 431 amino acids. The record is from RefSeq and is a predicted model, not a curated record. The transcript has 5 exons. Lineage: Eukaryota; Metazoa; Chordata; Actinopteri; Osteoglossiformes; Mormyridae.
UCGCUGCAUAUAUUGAGUUUUGAGCAUCCAUAAAAUUAAAUUGUAAUUGAAAAACAAUAUGCUUAAUAUAAUGUAUUGCAAUUACACGACUAUUUGUAUUAUGCGAUAUAUUGUAUUUUUAUUGGACCACAAGUUAAAACAAUAUUGUCAAAAAAAUAAAUCUCUUAAUAUUAACAGAAAUUAAAUUAAUUUCGUAACUUAUUUUACGGGACAGGUGGAUGCUUAAGUAGCUCGGUUUAUACAACGGAAUUUUUUGACCUAGGAAGACCUUGUGCUUAGAAGCUGUGGGGAAAUCUCCAUGUUCCUUUUCGCCUCGGCGUUUGCACACACACGCUCACCUUGGACAACAUUUACACCCCACCGACCCAUCAGAUCAAACGCCUCAAAAGUGAAUGAUGCAAAUGGUGUGGGGAGAGAUCGUUGAAAUUAAAUGUGACCCGAACCAGCGGGAACACAGAUUAUUUUUCUCUCAACCAUUAGAAGCUAUAAAAGGAAGAAGAAGCGGUCCUCUGCCCAUCGGGAUCAAAGCAUGAGGAGUUUACGAAGACUUGCGCAUCUAGUCUUGUUUUGCCCAAUGUCUAAAGGACUGCAGAGUCGACUUCCUGCCAUAAAGGUCAAGUACCUGUUUCUGGCUUGGCUUGGUGUCCUGGUGGGAAGCUGGGCUGUCUACAUGCACUAUUCCUCAUACUCGGAACUCUGUCGAGGACACGUCUGCCACAUGGUCAUCUGUGAUCAUUACAGGAGAGGCAUCAUCUCUGGCUCAUCCUGCAAAGCCCAGUGUGAGGACAACACGCUGGUACUGCAGCACUGUCUGUCCUCCUCACCCUCCCACCAGGUAUACAGUGGUGUCUGGAAUGAAAGGUCUGUGAUUAUCAAGUGUGGCGUCGAAGAGGCACUGCGGAUCGAUGGCAGUCCGGACACUGAGCUCAGACGGGAGGUGACGCUGUUUGAUAAGCCGACCCGAGGCACAUCCAUGGACGAGUUCCGGGAAAUGAUUAAUAAUUUUCUCAAGUCAAAUCUAGGGGAACAGGCAUCCCUGGGAAGCCUUGUUGGACACAUCAUUACGUUAGCAGACGUCAACCAGGAUGGCAAAGUGUCUUUGGCAGAAGCCAAGUCCAUCUGGGCCCUCCUGCAGGUGAAUGAGUUCCUCUUGAUGAUGGCAUUGCACGAAAAGGAACACACUCCGAAACUGCUCGGUUUCUGUGGAGACCUGUAUGUGACAGAGCGCGUGGACCACAGCUCUCUCUACAGGCUAGUUGUCCCACACUAUUUACAGUCGCUGGUCCCCAUGGCUCUUAGCGUCAAUGUGAACCAGUGGCUGGCCCCCGCCUGGCCUCGCCGUGCUCGUAUUACAAUCGGCCUGUUAGAGUUCGUGGAGGAGGUCUUCCAUGGCUCUUACGGCAGUUUCUUUAUGUGUGAUACCAGCCCACACCACAUCGGCUACAACAAAAAAUAUGACUGCAGAAUGGCAGACCUUCACAGUGUUGUGUCAGAGAUGGUAGUGCGCCGGUUUCUGAAGGGACGCCGGUGCGAGAAAAACGCCGACUGCACCUACGGGAAGGACUGCACGGCCACUUGCGACAAACUCAUCAGGCAAUGCAACACGGAAGUUGUGCAGCCCAACCUGGCCAAGGUGUGCAGGCUGCUCCAGGACUACCUGCUGUUCGGUGCUCCGCUUGACCUACGGCUGGACCUCGAGAAGCAGCUCCACACGUGCAUGACCCUCAGCGGCCUGGCCAGCCAGAUGGAGGUCCACCACUCUUUGGUCCUCAACAACCUGAAAACUCUGCUGUGGAAAAAAAUCUCCAACACAAAAUAUUCGUGAAGAGGUAGAAGAAGCUUUUUUGCAGUCUUUUGCUGAAAUGUGAGCUGUACUGACUAUCGCAAAAUGAUGAAGUUAAAGCCCUGUGCUGUGUGGACUUUGAGAUUUAACAUCCCAGGAAAGCUUUCUGCGAAAAAUGUAUACUUUGAUUAGUGUUGACCUCAGACUGGAUUUGUUUCAGUGGAUAUAUAGAAAUAUCAAGUCUUACCCCUCUUGAACUAAACAGUUUAGGCUGACAAUUUCAGAUUCUGACUUUGUUUUUCAGUAUCUGAAACUUUCUCAGGGCUGCUUGUGAGUGAUAAGAAUUAUUCAUUGUUCUAGAGAAGACCUUGAGUUAAUUUUUUUAUGAUUAACGCAAUGAACUAAGCUUUCAUACUAUAAUGUUCGACUUCAGUUCCCUCCUGCAAUUUAUAAAUUGCAUUUAUAAUUGCAUGAUGGUCUUGAGGUGUUUGAAAAAAGUGUGUGUGAAAGAGGGAGAAAUCCUUUUGUACAAAACAUUUAAUGAGCGGUUUAAAGCUUUCUGAAGCUACGAAGGUUUUUGAUACUGUUAGCAGAGCAUGUCAAUACACUGUGGAACACUAGGUUCAUACUGAUCGAUCAAUUGCCACAAAGGUCAAAUCCUCAAACAUCACAAUCACUUUCAGCAAUUUUAUAUCAAACGGGCACAUUCUGAAGAAUAUGAAUCUUGCAAUGCAGUGCUGUCAAUAGCCGCCCAUAAUUAUGAGGUACGAAUGAGGACAGUGUAACAGUGCUGUAAACCAGCUAAAAAAAUGUAACGGUACAUCAAACAGUAAAGAUUUAUCAUGAUCCUUUUUUUAAAAGCCAGUCUUAAUCUGUAAUCAUUGUAAUACUAAUAAAGAACUAUUAAAUGCUUUAAAAUUCUGUCAUAAAACUCCGUCUGAGCACAUAAGCAGCCUAUUAAGUUUAUUAAAAUUUAAAUUGUGUUUGGAUUAGAACAGAUUUGUUUUAUGACUCUGACCGGGGAUAUUACGUUACGUUAUAACUGUUACUCGGCAGUGUGUUGCUGAGUUUCUGAAACCUUCAAGACGGACAGUUUUUCCUUUGCUUUAGUAACAUAUACUAUAUGAAAUAUACUAACAUUAGACUAUUCUUUUGCUUCUCUCUCUGUUAUGAUUUCUGAUCUAAGUCGGUGCUCUGUUAGAGUUGGCUACAUUGCUUAUGUGUUAACUAUUUGAAUCUUUUAGAAAACUAUUUCUGAAACACGGUUAUUUGACAUGGGAUGUUUAUUAAAUAUGUGAAAGUAUAAUAUUCCACCUAAACAGUGUAAGAAGAUGUUUUCACAUGUGUGAAUGGGUUGCAUUUAGCCAUUUAUGUAAUAUGUUUAAGUAAUAUGUGAUUAUGUCUCCCUGGGGAACUGGAAGAGGCUGAUGUAUGAUGUUAUAUAGAUUUUGCCUUUAGAGUUUUUUAAGGAAAAGAAGAUGAGAGAUGAAGCUGCUUUGUAAAGUGUCAUUGCUGUUUCAGCUGGGACACUGGCACCUCCAGCUCUGAAUAUACAAGAAAGCUGAACUGAAGCUACUCCCACAUAGUUAUAGCAAAGAAACCUUUUAUCUUCGUUCACCUUUGGAUAAAAGGACCAAAAUAUGUAGUUUAACAAAUAAAAAAACCUUGAAAAAAUGUAAGUUUUCCAUUCUGCAGGUUAUAUAAAUACCAGUUUUUAUUUAGAAAUAAUCAUGAUAAAAAAAAUGUGUACAUUAUCAUACUUUCUGUGAUUAAACUGCUACACCAAUCUCAGAAA